UUGUUUAACUCUCAAACUCUCACCUCUACCGGAAAAUCAAGAAACCCUCGCCGGACACCCACCCGGAGAGAUCGUGCACGUAGCCGAUCUUUCCCUACUCUCACAAUGCAGCUCUGCGGUUGCGGCCACCUUGUCGUCCUGCUCCCACUCCUCCUCCUCUCGGCUUUCGCCGCUGCCCCAUCACGGGCCCACAACAUUACUGCCCUCCUCGCGAAGCAUCUGAGCUUCUCUACCUUCAGUAACUACCUCACCCAGACCCACCUAGCGGAUGAGAUCAGCGCCCGCACCACCAUCACCGUCCUCGCGGUGGAUGACGAUGCCAUGUCGGGCCUCCUCGCCUCUCACCCGACCCUCGGGACCAUCAAAAACAUCCUCUCCCUCCACGUGCUACUAGACUACUUCGGUACGCGCAAGCUCCACCAGCUCACUGAUGGCUCCGCCCUCGUCGCCACCCUAUUCCAGGCCUCCGGCUCCGCCCCGGGGUCCACCGGAUUCGUCAAUAUUACCAACAUCAAGGGCGGGAAGGUGGCGCUAGGCCCCCAGGACAAUGGCGGGGUGCUCGACGUGUACUUCGUGAAGUCACUCGAGGAGAUUCCGUAUAACAUCUCAGUGCUUCAGAUCAGCAAGAUCCUGCCGUCGGCUGAGGCUGCGGCGCCGGCGCCAGACCCCGCCCAGACGAACCUGACGGCAUUGAUGUCCGGUCAUGGCUGCAAGGAGUUCGCUGACACGUUAUCCGCUAGCCCCCACGCCUUGAACACAUACAAGGACAAUGUGGUGGGAGGGCUGACGAUGUUCUGUCCCUCAGACGGCCCGUUCAAGGCGUUCCAGCCAAGGUUCGACAACCUCACCACGGCCGACAGGGUCUCCUUCCUCGAGUUCUACGGUGUCCCAGUCUACAUGUCCAUAUCCAUGCUCCAGUCUAAUAACGGCCCGAUGAACACCCUCGCCACCGACGGCCCCAAGAAGUUCGGCUUAAUCGUCCAGAACGACGGCGAGGAAGUCACCCUCAAGACCAAGGUCAACACCGUGAAAACCUCCGGCACCAUCUUCGACCAGCAGCCCCUUGCCAUUUACUCCGUCGACGGGGUCCUCCUCCCGGAGGAGCUCUCCGAGGCCGUGGCGGGGCCAGUGCUGGCCCCAACUCCGGCGCCGGAGAAGGCAGCGGACACCCCCGACGCAGCGAACUCACCCAAGGCGCCCAAGCACCAGUCACCACCGGCACCGACCUCGGCUAACCCUCCGGCAGACUCGCCGGAUGGUGGCGCGGCCGACGAGAGCGCCGACGGCAAAUCGAGUAGCCCGGGGUUUGGAAAUGAGAGGAUCCACGUCGUCGUUUUGGCUUUGUUCUCUGGGGCUUUUCUUUUGUAAUUUUUAUUUUCAGGUUACUCCUUUUUUUUUUCCUUUUCUUAAUGUUUAAAAAAAUUAAUUGAUCCAAUGUCGGGUUAAAUCAUUUGAUGCGAUUAAGUAAUAUCUCCCCUUCUUUUUGUUUU
Messenger RNA from Punica granatum (pomegranate), 1490 nucleotides. The record is from RefSeq and is a predicted model, not a curated record. NCBI's taxonomy places the organism in Eukaryota, Viridiplantae, Streptophyta, Magnoliopsida, Myrtales, Lythraceae.